AUGACGGUUGACGACAAUGAGAUGCAGCGGCUAUGGAAACUGACGAAUGAGCUCACAGCACAGCUGGUAUUUAACAGGACUGCGACUCUGGAACUGAAGCAGCAACUUGCCGAACUUCAAGCCCAGACGUCCUGUCUCUCUCCAGCUCAUAGUUCGCGCCAGAACGAUUUGCAGGACAGUCCAGAGUCGUCGUCGGACUAUGCGCUUCGGAUAGCGAACGAGAGGUUGAGGGAGGAGAACCUGCAGCUGCAGGAGCAGGUCAAUGAGUAUGAGCGUUGGAUGGGAUACAUCAUGACCAAGUUCCGUCUUCAGAAUCUGGCCAUGGCGCAGACGAGGAAGGAAUCGAUGCAGGAAGCAAGCAAGAUGACAGAACAGGGUAAUGAGACUGCAUACCGCCUUCAGGAAGAAAACUCGGCCCUGCAAUCCCGACUCGCUGAUUUGGGGAGUGUUGCGCGGAAGGCGAUUCAUGAGGAUUAUUACACGACAGAGUCCUUGAUCGAGUCACUCGAGACGGAGAAUAGGAGUGCUGGUGUUGGCAGACAGCCCCUUUCGCCCACUGCUGCUAUGCGUAGCAGUAGCAGUAAUAGUAUCACGCACGGCUCAGGACCUGGACCGCUUACGGUGCAAACAGGACUUCGCUCGCCCACAACUACUCCAACAGCAACCACUACACCCUCAUCACUGUCAUCACCAAUUGCGUCAGCACCCUCACGGUCAGUCUCGAGUCUCUCCUCAGCAACAUCACCAACCUCUCCCUCCUGGUCGUCUUCAACGAGCGCAUCCAGUUCCGCGUUGGCUUCACCCAUAUUCCAACAGGACCCCUCCCGACGAUUGGUUUCGGUUUCCCCACCUCUCGACCCAGCAGACGAUGUUCUUCCUACUGGUGCUCAAGGUGGUGCAAGAGGAGGAAAUAUGAGGCAGCAGGAUGUUUUGGGAACUGCACCGACCGCUACUUCACCGUUGGUGGCAGUGGUAGCAGGGCAGCAAAAGAACCAGAGGGGCAAAAUGACGAUUAAUACGAAACUGGGUGGGCACUCUGCUGGGAGGAGUCUUUAG
Linnemannia hyalina is the source of this 1056-nucleotide messenger RNA. The record is from the annotation of a GenBank genome assembly. Lineage: Eukaryota; Fungi; Mortierellomycota; Mortierellomycetes; Mortierellales; Mortierellaceae.